This is a messenger RNA of Aspergillus welwitschiae, 1021 nucleotides long. RefSeq lists its product as uncharacterized. NCBI's taxonomy places the organism in Eukaryota, Fungi, Ascomycota, Eurotiomycetes, Eurotiales, Aspergillaceae. Bases 180 to 758 code for a protein of 192 amino acids. The record is from RefSeq and is a predicted model, not a curated record. The transcript has 9 exons.
AUCUCGCUUUCUACAAACAAUAUGCCAGGCGAUCGUGGAUCCCGUUUCUGUCGUUUCUGCUUUAGACAGGGACACGAAGAUACCCAAUGUCAUUAUCUCACCCUGUGCCGUGGCCUUUAUGAACUAGUACGUUGAACUGGUUUGUCAUAGUGCGACUACUAAUCCUUGUGCAUUCUCUCAUGGUCUCGAACCGACCUGGAAGCAGAAUAGGUCUUACUGAAACUCGGGGGGCGCUCGACAGACUGGCCAACCGUCGGAUAAGAAAUAGACGCCGAAACAUCAGACGCCGCGAACGUGCCCGAGCUCAGAUGACGAAUGUCGCGAGGCGUGGAAAUCAUGCCAUGAAUAUUAGCCGCCGUGGUCCUGUUCAUGCCGCUGCGACAUAUCAGAGGGUUCCAUCUACUACGGUUAGACAGCCUGUUGUUCCCGCAGCUGCACCGACCUCUGGCAAUGCAAUUGCUCAAGCCGCUCCGGGGGAACAAGUGACACUGUCUGUGCUUCACCCACCGAGAGUACCUGUCCACGAGCCAGAGCGUGUAUCAUCAGUCGCGACUGCGACCAGUGACACGGACGUAACUAUGGGAUUCGAAGAACCCAACAUCGGUGGCAUGGCGGUAGAUGCUAGUCAACCACAACCUGUCGAUGAUCUCAUCAGUUUCGAUACACUCGACACAGCUGAGGACGAAGUCGUGGUGAUAUCCAGCCAUACUAGUGAUGUCGUCGAAAGCCACUGUGGAGAACUAUUCACGAUUGUGUAACUGGGCCUGUGGUUACUACUAAGUACUACGUUGCUAUGGUAAAGACACGUGUGCCUGUAUCAGAUCUAUCAGAUUUCGCUGACGCUCUGUGUUUGUCAUGAAUGCCGUGGAGUGUUUUUAUUGCUUUGGGUCGAGAUAUGAGCUAAUCUCGAACCUAUUGGUCACGAAGAAUUGCUUUGAACCACUGAAGGGGAUAUGUGAACCAAGUUGUAUCUAGACCAGAAAAGCCUGAGAGGAGUUACCACAUUGUGCGUGAUUAUCUA